AUGUCUGUCAACGCAACUCCAUCGAAGCAAGUGGCCGCGGACCUCGCCAAAAUUGACAUGUGCUCCUCGCCCUCCAAAGCAGCAGCAGCGAAGAAGCACGCUGUGAAGGAGGUGUCGCAGAAGGAGGACGACGACACGGAACCGAGGUCUGCCAUCGACAACUACGUGUAUGGCAGGUUUGUCGGCGAGGUGGACCUACCAGAGGAGGAAGAACCGAUCUUGAAGGAAAACAAGGGUCGCUUCGUCCUGUUCCCAAUCCGUUACCAUGAAAUCUGGCAAAUGUACAAGAAGGCAGAAGCAUCAUUUUGGACGGCUGAGGAAAUUGACUUGUCCAAGGACCUGUACGACUGGGACAAUCGGAUGACGGACCCUGAGCGUCACUUUGUGAGCCAUGUACUUGCGUUCUUCGCUGCAUCAGAUGGUAUUGUCAACGAGAAUCUGGUCGAGCGGUUCAGUGCCGAAGUCCAGGCCACUGAGGCACGUUGCUUCUAUGGCUUCCAGAUCAUGAUGGAAAACAUCCACUCCGAAACCUACUCGCUUCUUAUUGACACGUACAUUCGCGAGCCUGAACGCCGCGACUUUUUGUUCAAUGCUAUCGAGACUGUGCCAGUCGUCAAGCAGAAGGCUGACUGGGCUCUGCGCUGGAUCUCGGACCACCGUGCCUCGUUCUCAGAGCGCCUUGUUGCCUUUGCUGCGGUCGAGGGCAUCUUUUUCUCGGGCUCAUUCGCUUCCAUCUUCUGGCUCAAGAAACGUGGCCUCAUGCCUGGUCUGUCGUUCUCCAAUGAGCUCAUUUCUCGUGACGAAGGCCUUCAUACCGACUUUGCAUGCCUCUUGUUCAGCCACUUGAAGAAGCGUGCUCACCCCGACACUGUAAACCGCAUUAUCACAGAGGCCGUUGAUAUCGAGCAGGACUUCUUGACAGACGCGCUCCCUGUCUCGCUCAUUGGUAUGAAUGCUAGGCUGAUGUGCCAAUACAUUGAGUUUGUUGCGGAUCGCCUUCUUGUGGCUCUGGGCAACCCGAAGCACUACAACUCGACAAACCCCUUCGACUUUAUGGAGAACAUUUCGCUCCAAGGCAAGUCGAAUUUCUUUGAGCGGCGAGUGGGCGACUAUGCGAAGGCUGGUGUCGCGCGCGCUGAUGAUGAAACCCCUACGCAAGGAACCAAUGAAUUCAGUCUUUCUGAAGACUUCUGA
Malassezia globosa CBS 7966 is the source of this 1194-nucleotide messenger RNA. RefSeq lists its product as uncharacterized. The transcript has a single exon. The coding region runs from base 1 to 1194 and encodes 397 amino acids. NCBI's taxonomy places the organism in Eukaryota, Fungi, Basidiomycota, Malasseziomycetes, Malasseziales, Malasseziaceae. Gene Ontology annotation, molecular function: oxidoreductase activity. The record is from RefSeq and is a predicted model, not a curated record. Gene Ontology annotation, biological process: deoxyribonucleotide biosynthetic process.